Messenger RNA from Beta vulgaris subsp. vulgaris (sugar beet), 908 nucleotides. RefSeq names its product ras-related protein RABA2a. The transcript has 2 exons. Gene Ontology annotation, cellular component: endosome. The record is from RefSeq and is a predicted model, not a curated record. Bases 139 to 789 code for a protein of 216 amino acids. Gene Ontology annotation, molecular function: GTPase activity; GTP binding. NCBI's taxonomy places the organism in Eukaryota, Viridiplantae, Streptophyta, Magnoliopsida, Caryophyllales, Amaranthaceae.
UAAAAUCAUGCCAUGAUGCCAGUACUUUAGCCAGCUUUCUUCCUACCUCACUGUCUCUCUCAAGAAAAAACCCAAUUCCUGGAAAGAGGGAAAAUCAUCCUUCACCAUUCAGUGGAGAGAAAAUAGCAGCAAACUACAAUGGCGAGGAAACCGGAAGAAGAAUACGAUUACUUGUUCAAAGUAGUACUGAUCGGCGACUCUGGUGUCGGCAAAUCCAAUCUUCUUUCUCGAUUUACGCGCAACGAGUUUUGCUUGGAAUCUAAAUCCACUAUUGGCGUCGAAUUUGCCACUCGUACUCUUCAGGUUGAAGGAAGAACUGUAAAGGCUCAGAUAUGGGACACCGCGGGUCAGGAGCGAUACAGGGCAAUUACAAGUGCCUACUACAGGGGUGCACUUGGUGCUCUUCUAGUGUAUGACACGACCAAACCAACAACAUUUGACAAUGUGAGCCGGUGGCUAAAGGAGCUACGAGACCACGCUGAUGCUAACAUCGUAAUUAUGCUUAUUGGAAACAAGACUGAUCUUAAGCAUCUACGUGCUGUUGCCACGGAAGAUGCUCAGAGUUUUGCUGAGAAAGAGGGCCUUUCUUUUAUAGAAACAUCUGCCCUCGAAGCAACAAAUGUUGAAAAGGCAUUCCAAACUAUCCUCUCCGAGAUAUACCGAAUCAUUAGCAAGAAAUCGCUCUCUACUAAUGAGGCGGCACCUGCAGCUCUUGCAGGAGGACAAACAAUAGUGGUAGGGGGAGCAUCUGAGACAACUGCGAAGAAGCCAUGCUGUUCUUCGUCCUAGUUUGUCCGUCUUGCCGAUAUGAGUUUUGUUUCGAAGUCGGAGUUUGGGUUGAAAUAUAGCAUGUUAUGAACUGGCUGAAGCUUACUAUUUAUUGUGAAUGCGUGGUGUUUCUUGACUCA